AUGUCGCUGGUGAAACCAUCGUUUAACCACACUGUUUCUGGUAGUGACUGUGAGGAGGAAGAUUAUUUGGUCAAUGCGGACGAUCACAAGCCCCGCAGUCCUCUCUCAGUGCAACACGAUGGCGGAUUGGUACCGGUUCAGAGUCCCCCGUUUGAGAACGAAUCGGCCGAGAAACCGUCUUCCACAUUGUCUGAUUAUUCCAAUCAAGUGGAACUGGACGCAGACAAUGGUUCCGUAGCAAGCAGUGAUAUUGACCAUGUGCAGCAUUGUGCAACUGCUACUGGGGAAUCUGACAGACAUCAGGGAUCAGAGGACACCUCGGAACUUCAUCAGGUUUCCGAAUCUGGCCCCGGAGAUCAACCGAGCACGAAACGCCAAGUGUCUGUAAACUUAAGUGAACUGCAAUCCACUGAGGAAAAAGAAAGCAAUAACUCUGUCAAAAUAAGCUCACCCAUUCGUACUUUGCCAGUGAAGAAAAGUGUUCAACGUGAGUUGUUGCAGUUCGCACAAUAUUGCAAUGCUACUCGUUGGUGA
Molecule: messenger RNA, 534 nt
Organism: Echinostoma caproni
Lineage: Eukaryota; Metazoa; Platyhelminthes; Trematoda; Plagiorchiida; Echinostomatidae
Source: the annotation of a GenBank genome assembly